UCUUCACUUCUUGUUCCUAAUCUAACUUGAAGGGGGAGAUGAUAGAGUUUCAAGGCAGUUGAUGUCACUGUACCUGAUGGCUCCAACCUUGAGGGGAGUCGUCGCGGUGGAAGGGACAACAGCGGUGGUGGUAGGGGUUACGAAGGUGGAUGGGUGGCGACGGCGGCUGGUCGAGGAGUCUAAGGCAACAUGGGUCCCAGUGGUCGCGGUAGAGUUCGUCGUGGUGGUGGAUAAGGUGGAGGAUUUGAUGACGGUGGUGCAUGCUACAGCCGUGGUGGAAUGGGUCAAGGAUUGCAACCAGGGAGGAGGCAGAUGCAGAGGCAGGUUCGGCGGCGUUUGUGCCAGCGGAAGCUGCUACAACUAUAGCCAUUUCUGGGCAUUUUGCAACAGACUUCCCAACAAGCUCUCGGUUAGCAGCACUGCAGCACCAGAUUACUCUCAAGAGACGCGCUCCCACCUAGGGGUAUUUCUUUUUUCUUUUUCCAAUUGAUUCGUAAUGGUUUGCGAUGAUGAGUUGUGUGUGUUCCUUACUAUUUGAUCUGAUGUAAAUGUCUGUACAAUUGUUGUUGUUGUUGUUGUUGUGGAGAGGCGUCUUUCUCCAUUGAUGCAGAAAAUCCAGAACAGGAUUCUAAUUGUCCUUUGCCAAAAGAAUAAUUUAGGAACUAAGAGAUACGGGCGGCUGGAAGUACCUAUGGAAAUCACUUCCGUGUGACAACAUAUGGAGAGUCUCAUGGGAGAGGUGUUGGUUGUGUCAUUGAUGGGUGUCCUCCUCGCAUCCCUCUCUCCGAGUCUGACGUGCAAGUUGAUCUUGACAGAAGUUCUUGUGUAUAGGAGGCCAGGCCAAAGCAAAAUUACAACUCCUAGAGACGAGACUGAUACGUGUAAAAUAUUUUCAGGAGUCUUCGAAGGACUUACUACUGGAACUCCAAUCCAUGUAUUUGUACCUAGUACUGAUCAAAGAGGACGUGACUAUAGUGAGUUGUCAUCGGGUUAUAGGCCUUCCCAUGCUGAUGCAACCUAUGACAUGAAGUAUGGUAUCAGAUCAGUUCAGGGGGGUGGUAGAUCUUCUGCAAGAGAAACCAUUGGAAGGGUUGCUUCUGGUGCUGUUGCUAAAAAAAUCCUUAAGGAUUUUGCAGGAACUGAGAUUCUUGCAUAUGUGUCUCAAGUUCACAAGGUUGUUCUGCCAGAGGACUUAAUUGAUAAUGAGACUGUGACACUUGAUCAGAUCGAGAGCAACAUUGUUCGAUGUCCUGACCCUGAAUAUGCAGAGAAGAUGAUAGCUGCUAUUGAUGCUGUCCGAGUUAGAGGUGAUUCUGUUGGUGGUGUUGUGACAUGCAUAGUGAGGAACUGUCCACGUGGGAUUGGUUCACCAGUAUUUGACAAACUUGAAGCUGAACUGGCUAAAGCUGCUAUGUCAUUGCCUGCAACCAAGGGCUUUCAAUUUGGUAGUGGGUUUGCAGGUACCUUUUUGACUGGGAGUGAACACAAUGAUGAGUUCUAUAUUGAUGAACAUGGAAGGACAAGGACAAGAACAAAUCGUUCUGGUGGGAUACAGGGUGGAAUUUCCAAUGGAGAAAUCAUAAACAUGAGAAUAGCUUUCAAGCCGACAUCAACUAUUGCUAAGGAGCAAAAUACGGUGACUCGAGAUAAAAAAGAAACGAUUCUGAGAGUUCGUGGUCGUCAUGAUCCUUGUGUUGUCCCAAGAGCUGUACCCGUGGUAGAGGCCAUGGUAAGUUUGGUGCUUGUGGACCAGUUGAUGGCGCAGUAUGCACAGUGUAAUCUGUUUCCCGUAAACUCAGAUUUGCAAGAACCUUUGUUGCCCGUAUUACAGCCAGAAGAAGUACCCUCUUGAAUGAUAUUAAAAAUACCAGUGGUUAAUUAUAUUUAUUCGUAAAAUUGUAUUCGUAUUAUUUUGUACUUAUAUGAUUAAUUAUAUUUAUUCGACUUUUAAAAAA
This is a messenger RNA of Arachis ipaensis, 1955 nucleotides long. The record is from RefSeq and is a predicted model, not a curated record. Lineage: Eukaryota; Viridiplantae; Streptophyta; Magnoliopsida; Fabales; Fabaceae.